GUACGUUGAUCAGUUUACGGUGACCGCUCAGCAUCUCGAAUUUCGUCGACUCGACACUUUCUGCAGGCUAUUUGCGAUGGGCAUGCUGUUUAAAAGGAGACAAAAUUUAAGACACGACGAUUCACCACAACCUACCAAUAGCUGAAAAGCAUCAUUGUGUCCAGACAAUCACGUAGUCGUCGCGACGAUCGCAUAUUAGCCAUGUGAACGGAACGUGAUGGUGACCAUUCCACGUAAACAUUCCGAAGAAAACAAAAUUUUCCAUCCAGGAACUUCGGCACAAAGUCGUUCAUAAAAAUGUUUAAAAAAUUUAAGGACAAAUUGGCAGAAGAGAUGAAACAAUCCCCAUCCAGGCUACAAGCGGGCAUGCAACAAUUAGCCCAGGCCGUCAUUUCUCCAGCUGCUUCCGGUAACCACAUCCCAGAUAUCACCACUUCUGUCGACGAUCUAAAUUUGACUUCAGAAGAAGCUGAAACUCUGCAGAGCAGUUCGACAAUGAAUCAAUUCCAAAACAUAGACCUACAAGCCUCAAAUUCUAUGGAACGCUCGCGACGAUCCUCAUUCAGCAGCGUGACCAGUGAUAGUUUUUUUCCAACUUAUGAGAGCCCAGGAAACAUCUAUCACAUGCAGUCCGAUAUGGAACAGUCAGCGAGCGAGUUUGAGGACAGUUCUUCUUCACAGUUAGAGCAUAUCACAAAAGAUGAGUUAUACAAUGCUUACCAGAAAUUAAGAACAAAAUACACAAAGUAUCGUGCAGUGUACAGGGAAGUUCUCAAAGAAAACACAAAAAUGAAAUCCGUCCUUGUUGAAACCCAGGAUAAAGCAUUAAGGAGAAUAGCUAAUCUCAAGGAACAGUGCCAGCUCGAACAGGAUGCUAAGGCCCAUUUAGAGGAGGCCUUGAGAAAUGAUAUUGAGGAGAAGGAUCACCUGAUAACCACGCUAAACACAAAAAUCAAACUAUUGCAAGUUCACCAACCAGAAAGUAUAUCAGCCUCAGAAUCUAACGGAAAGAAUGACAAUAGUGGCAUCGAUCAGUUUGUCGAUUCGACGAACAAAGAUUUUGAUGGAAAAAGUGAUCUACUUGCCGAGAACGCAGUGUACAAAGAAAGAAUAAAAAAGUUUGAAAACCUACUGGCCAAGUGCAAUGAGUCAUUGAAGAGGAAUAAAGAGAAAAUUACUCAACUGACAGAGAAUCGGGAUAUAUUAGAAAGAGAUUUAAAUAUUUUGAAGAAAAGCACCGUAGAGCGAACAGAGCUGUUGGAGAGUGAAAUAUAUAAUGCGAAACGCGAGAUAAUGUCACUCAACGAACAGAUUAGUGUCUUUAAAAAACGCGAGGAAGAUUCCGCUCUGUCGUUGGCAGAAAACAAAUUAUUUAUACACCGGGAACUCGAUGUUAAAGAAGAGCAGAAUAAACAAAUUCAAAAAGACUUGAAGAAGACAACAGAACACAAUAAUAUCCUUGCCGAAGUAGUCGCCCAAUACGAUCACGAAUUUAAACAGUUUAACGUUAUAAUGAGCGAUCGCAGCGUAGAGCCCGAUAAGAAGAUUUCCCAGCUUCAAAACCUAUUUACAAAUAAGUCUGAGGCUUUGAAACUUAUACAUCAAGAUAUUGAGCACAAGUUUGUCAAUGCUAAUGAGGAGAUGGUGGCCAAACAGGGGAGUAAAGUUGAUCAGAAUCAAGAGAGUUCGAGUUCUAUUCACACAGGUAAAAAUGAAAGCAGUAUCAAGAACGAGGAAAUCAGCAGGUCGAGGGAUGAACUGGAAAUACAAAAUGCGCAACUUCUGGGCCUGACAACGGAACUGAAAUCUUGCAAAUCGACGAUAACGGAUCUCAAGGAAAUGCUGAGAGAUGUGACGAUCGAGUGGGAACAAGCAACGAGGGAUAAGAAGAAUUUGACAACGAAUAUACUCAACUAUAAAGAAAUCAUCGGUAAACUCAGGUGCGAUUGUAAUUCUUUGAUGGAUCAAGUCAAGCAAAAUCAUUCCGAUCAUAAAUCCACAAUAGUCCUGAUGAACAAAAAAAUGUCAGACAUACUUAAUCGGUCUCAUACAAAGGUCGACAAAGCAGUAGGAUCUCCGGCCAAUUCGAUAUGUGGGGAUGGAGACGAAUCUCAAGUUAUGAAAGAAAAUCUGUCUAGAAACACCGACGAUUCAGAUGUAGAACUCAAAAGUAUCAUCAAUGAAAAUAAUGCACUGAAAAAGAAAUGCCAGGAUCUGAUGGAGCAGAAUAAUGAUAUGAUAAACAAAGUUCAUGAAUUUGACGUAAUCAAUUCAAAAAACAUCAAACUUAUAGCAGAAAUUGAUAGACUGAAUUUCAAAUUACAAGAUCUCGCACAGCUACAUGAAAUCCAAGAUAAAUUACAAUCAGAAAUGGAAGGUUUGAAGGAAAAGUUGCCAUUUGGUGACACCGUUGAGCAUAACAGUAAGCAUUUCACAAACGAAGUUUCCUCUCUCAAGGAAAAAUUAAGUAAUUAUGAUUCCCUUCUAAAAGAUAAUACAAUCUUGAAACAAGAAUUAGUCGAUUUGAAGAAUCAAUUAGCCCAAGUUAUGGGUAGCAUGGCAUCGUUCAAGUCAGAGCAGGUGGAAAAUAUGGAUGUUAGUGUAAGAAAUUUUUCUGAAAAGUGUGCGGAUUAUGAGAAUAUGAUUGUCAAUUUAACGGGCAAGUUCUCUGAACAAACUAAGCAGUUGGAAAAUUUGUACAGUGAACUGGGGAUACAGAAAUCCAACUUCAAUGAGCUUAAUGAGAAAUAUAAGGCUCGAAACUUGGAGUUUGAGGAGGCUAACAAGGCAUUGGAAAAAAAAGGAUUAGAAUUUGAGGCAUUGAAUGAAAAGUGUAAUAAGCAAUACUCAGAGAUCGAGGACCUCAAAGGGAAAGGGGCAGAGAUCCUUAAACAGCUUGAUGAGACAGCUAAAGUCCGACAAGAGAUGAUAGAUAAAUUCAAUCAACUGGAAUUCUCUAAGAAUAACAUAAUUAUCAGCAAAACUAAGGAGCUGGAAGAGCUCAGGUUGGAGCAUGAAGCAGCGUUGAGAGAGUUGAAUUCCUCCAACGAAAUGAAGAACGAAUCGAUAAUUCUGAAAAGCAAUGAAAUCCAAGUUUUAACGAAUGACAAUGUAGAAUUAGCUGAUGAAAUUGAACGCCUGAAAGCUAAGAUUAGUGAUAUGGAGAAAUUGAAAGGUAGCAAUAGUGCACUACAAAUGGAGUUGGAGGCACUCAGAAUAGACAGCGCAGAACUCGAAAAGAAAAACGCUGAAUUAAAGAAAACGGAAAAUCAUCUGCUGGAACAGAACACUGGGUUGAAAGACAGCAUUUUAAAAUCACAGACCGAAUUUGAUCUUAUUAAAAAAAAACUCGAUAUGGAACGGUGCAAUAUUGAGAAAAGAUGUCAGGAGUUGUGCUCUGAAUUAGAAACUGCUAAAGAAAAAAUCGCACAAGCUGAGGCUGGGAGUGGACAGUUAUGCAAAAAGAUUGAAAUUUUAGAAAAACGAGAAUCUGAACAAUCUGUGCUACAGGGCGAGCUUGAUGCCAAGAAUAAAAUAUUAGCCAAUGAAGUUAGCGUACUUCAGACGGAAGUAGAGGCUUUAAAAAAUGUACAGCAAACGAACGUAGACUUAGUAAAAGAAAUCGUGGAUUUAAAGUCAAAGAUUCAAACACUGACUGGUGUUGAAGUAAAGAACGUUGAGUUACAGACUUGUGUCGAGUCAUUAAAUCAUAAAAUAAUUACCUUAGAAGGGCUUGAGAUGGAAAUCCAUAGCUUGACCAGCGAAAAUGAGCGUUUAAAGGUAAUUGUUGCCGAAAUCGAGAUUCUUAAGUCAGAACAUACCGCUCUGAGAAGAGAGUUGGAGAUUUCAGACCAAUCAAGGGCCGAAUAUUUGGCAGAAAUAAGCAAUUUACGAGACGAGAAUACCAAGUUGGCUUUGCAGUUGGAGGAAAUGCAAAUUUCGCUAGAUCAAAAGGAUCAUUCUGAUUAUGUCGAAGCUUUGGAAAAGAAAGACCAAGAAAUCAGCAAAUUACAAAGGACAGCUCAAGAUUCAUACAUCGAAUUCAAAACUAAAACUGAAGAGCUGAUAGAUCAACGAGAAAAAUUAAUAUCACAGCAUGCAGAUAGUUUAGAAGUUAAUAUAAAGAAGAUUGCUGACUUGGAGAUCUUGGCCGAAGACUUGAAAAUAAAGUUAGCAAAACAGACAGAAGUGGCAAAUGCUUUUGAAACUAUGAACAUGCAACUCCGGGAUCAAGAUCAAAAAACAAAUUCUGAACGGAAAAAUAAUUUAGCAGAAAAAGAGAAGAGAAUUAUAGAACUUAAAGAUUUGGCUGAGGACUUGGAAAAACAAUUAGCGGAGCUUCGGGGAGAAGUUGACGCGUGCAGAACAACGAAUAAAGAACUACGAGAUGAAAUAGUUGCAAUAAAUUGGAAACACUCCAAUAUGAUGGACGUCAAGACCAGCGCGAUUACCGAACUAGAAAAGGUAUCUAGAGACCUGGAAGAAAAAUUAGUGAACAGAAUAGAAGAAAUUCAUGCACUAGAUGCUGCGAACAAGGACUUACAGGUACGGCUUGAAACCGUCAGCCAAAAUGCAAUAAGUGAACAAGAUUUAAUGAUGAGUUAUCAGAAGUCACAGGAUCAAAAUAAAGAACUUCGCACACAUUUGGAUGAGGCAGUUUUCUUGCAAGAGGCCAAGCAAUCACAAAUAGAGAUUCUCAGUCAAGAAUUGAAGCAACAAGCCGAUAAUCUUAAUGAUAAGUUGAAAACCAACGAAGAAGAACAAAGCAUGAGGAUAAAACAAUUGGUGAAGGAAUUUCAAGCCCAAAUUCAUGACAAAGAUGAACAAAUACAGGCAGCAUUGGAGAAACGGUUCGAACGUCAGCAGAAUUAUGAAUCCGAGUUAAUCCAACAAUACAAAGAACAGCUCAAAGAUUUCCAGGUUGAGCUUACAGCAAAAUCAGAACAAAUUGAAAAUUUAAUUCUGAGUAACAAAGAUACGAUCCAGAGUUAUAACGAUCAUAUUCAGGAGCUGACUCAAACCAUUGCUCAGAUCAAGAAAGAACACGUAAACGAAUUACAGGAAACUGAGCAAAAUUGGAAAACGAUAUUAAAGCAAAGGACCGAUCAGCUCGAGACCAAACACGCGGAUGAAGUCAAUGAAUUGACAAAAGAAUGGUGGAGCGAGAGAAAGGCUGCCGAAAACAGCGAUACUUCUAUAGGGGAGUUGGAAGGUACAUCCCGAGUAGCAAUGGCUACGAUACAAUCGAACACAGGGUCUCUGCACUCCCUCCAGCAGACUUUGAUAUCCCAAAAACGCGAGCUUUCAGAGCUUCGAAAGUUGCUCAGGAUAAGAAACGACAAUUUGGAAGGAUCUACAGAAAUUGAAUACCUAAAGAACAUUUUAUUCGAGUAUAUGAUGGGAAGGGAAACCCUUGUUCUUUCAAGAGUUAUAUCAGCGGUGGUUAAGUUUGACCAAGAACAGACGUCAAAAGUAUUAAAAAAAGAGGAGGAUAAACUGACGUUGCUGGGCUCGCUUGGUCUUUUAUAACAGUAGGCUUUAUACAAACUGGUGGAUUACCUUCUGUGGGGCUGGUAUCUAUAAGGAAAUAGGUGUUCCGCCAUAAUUUGUAAAAUUAUUAUUAUUUUGAAGUAGUCGUGACACGACUGCCGUGAGUGAAACUAGCGUAAUUUUGGAAGUCAGUGUCAGAUACAUGAAUUCAAAUUAUAUCACUAAUCUAUAGUGAAUUAUAAAUACGUACAUUUGUUUAGUUAUAUCAACAAAAGAGAGAAAUAUUAAAUAUAAUGAUAGUUUAACGGAGUCUAACACUUUUGAAAAUUUCAGAUAGAUUUGGUAGUACGAAAAAGGGUAGUACGCAAUCAGAAGGGUUACCACUAAUACGGUUGUAAUUAUGGGCAGAAACGAAAAGGUCUGUACAAAUAAUUUGCCUAAUCAGAAUAUUUGUAUAUUAUUAUUUACACUGAUGUAUAAUUUUAAACACUAACAAACUAAUUGCAUAUAUUUUGACAAAUAUCAAAUCUUCACAUUACAGAAACAAAUAGCAUUUUAUGACGAGUAUUUAUUGAAUUAACAACAAUUGUAUCAUCUGUUGUGAAUCGAAUAAACAGCAGAGUG
Athalia rosae (coleseed sawfly) is the source of this 6114-nucleotide messenger RNA. RefSeq names its product golgin subfamily A member 4. Gene Ontology annotation, biological process: Golgi vesicle transport. Gene Ontology annotation, molecular function: small GTPase binding. The record is from RefSeq and is a predicted model, not a curated record. The coding region runs from base 298 to 5529 and encodes 1743 amino acids. The transcript is spliced from 9 exons. Gene Ontology annotation, cellular component: Golgi apparatus. NCBI's taxonomy places the organism in Eukaryota, Metazoa, Arthropoda, Insecta, Hymenoptera, Athaliidae.